Molecule: messenger RNA, 1857 nt
Organism: Notodromas monacha
Lineage: Eukaryota; Metazoa; Arthropoda; Ostracoda; Podocopida; Cyprididae
Source: the annotation of a GenBank genome assembly
AUUCAAUUCAAGGAAAGCCAAUACAGUACAGUAUGGGCACUGAAUAAAACACGACGACGUUUCUUGCCCGCAUUCGCGACGCGCUUCGGAAGGGCUUCCGCGCCAACAAAUCGUACCCCAUUAAUCCUUACUCAACUUACGCGUACUUCUGCGCCAUUUUCCACCCCAGAUUAGCCAGGGAUGAUCAGGCAUGAGCUCUUUUCCUUGCAGUCAAUGCUGGUCAAAGAGGGUGAACAAGUCCUGAAAAGCUGUCGCAAGUUUGUUCCUUAUAUAUGAAGAACGACGAGGUAAAGCAGGUGACGAAGACAGAGACGAAAGCCGUGACACACACCGAGCCGACCUUGAAGGCAUUUUCGAAGUUUUAUAGCGACAGCUGACCUAGUGGUGAGGGGCGGAAAGAAAAACCCGGUCGACCGAUGAGUGAAGGGCGCGAAAGUAGGACUGAAACGAAGCGGUAAUCGUUGGUCUGUCGAAUCGAAUGUCAGACGUUAUUAAAAAAGAGAAGAAAAGAGCGGCAUGAAAACUAACAGCUCUGAAGGAAUAAGUCAAGCAAUCUCACGGCUUCGUGUUCGUAUUUUCACGACGCCCGCGCCUGCUUUUUUUCUGCUGACAACUUAAGCCACGUAUCUUGUGCUAAAGACCGGGAGAUGAAGGAGUGAAGAAAGGGAUUGAGAAUCCUUCUGCUGGCUAACUUCAGAUACUGCACUGCUGAGGGGGACGCUUCCUGUCGGUAUUGGGGACAAAUUUGACGACUCCUUGGUGGCAUAAGGGGCAUAUAGGAGUCUUAUAUAUUGCUGCUGGUCGCCGGAAAGAUGUUGCUCGCCACGUGGAUCAAAAUGAUCAUCGAAUUCCAGGUUCUUAUGUGGGACAGACUGAGUGACAAGAACAGAGCAUCGAAUUCGAGCUCGUCGACAGCAUCUGAAGACCGGAAGGUUCGAGGUGACCCAUCAUCAGUGCUCACCUAUUUUCCUUUCGUGAACAAUGAUGCAUCGAAAGUCAGCUGGGCUCAUCGAGUCAACAACCGACAGUUGUUGAAGCAGUCUCUCGCUGAUGAAAAUAUUCUGAUGCUGGAAGCGGAUGUUUUGCGGGGUCGGUUGAAAAAUUCGGCGGAUACCAGCGAGGUGGCCAUCAUGGCUCAUCCACCAGACAGGGAGUCGGACUUGACGUUUGACGACUUCAUCGACAAUGUGAUCCAGGCGAAAGCUGGCAAGGGUGUCAAACUGGACUUCAAGGACUUCUCAGUCGUCGAGGAAUGCUUGAAAAAGCUGCAAAAGCGUUCCGACGAGCUGAAGUUCCCGAUAUUGCUGAACGCGGACAUUAUCGCGGGUCCCCUCAAGGCAAAGAAAACUCCGAUUGACGCGGACGCGUUUCUCAGUACCUGCAAGACGUACUUCCCGGAGGCCACGUUGUCUGUGGGCUGGACGAUCGACGUCCCGAAGCUGUACCUGGGCGGUGGGGCAUAUCGCAUGGACCACUUGGACCAAAUGCUUGCGGCGCUCGAGCGCAACAACAUUACGCAACCCGUCACAUUUCCCGUAUUCGGCCUUUUUGCACACAAUUCUGUGAAGGCCUUGGGCUGGCUCUUGGACCGCGUGGCCGGCAGCUCUUUGACCAUCUGGGGCGGAAAGAUGGACGCGCCGUAUCACAAUCGGAAGGCGCUGGCGCGCAUGCGUGACGAACUUGGGCGCGACCGAGUCUUCUUCGACUUGCCGUAUAAUCUACCCAAGUGACUCACGUGUGCUGACGCUGCUGCGGGCUUCCCGAAAGCUGGCAUUAAUUUCCGUGCUCUCCAUAGCGUUUUCUGAACUCGUUCAUCUCUCUCACUGGGUGGAAAUAAUUAAGCUCUAUGCGCGACAA